GCGGCCGAAUUCGAGCAAAUAACAUUGCUGUUCAUUUAUCGUACGAUAGUCAUUCGCGAAUGAAAUGUCAUACGGUGCGCUGCGCAUCUGCAGAAAAAGUUUCCUUUGAAUAUAAUAAAAAAAAAUUCUCCGCAUUUCAGUACACGCUGUAUCAUCGUUCGGAGUUUUUCUUUUUUUACUUCUCCCUUUACGUUCUGCUUAAUUGUAAGCAGUGAAUUCACGAAACGACAGUGUGAUCGCGAGUCUAACCGAUUGUUUUUUUCUUCUAUUUACACUUUUGUGAAGAAAAAAAAACUGAUAUGAAAGUAGAAUUUCGUGAAAUAAAUUGAACUUCAUUUCAUUCGAUUUGAUUGACCUAGCAGAAAACAACACGUCAUGCUUGUGUGUAUAUACGUGCUGAAUCCGAGUUCAAAUUAGAAUUUUUAAAAAAUUCAUGAAUAAGUGUUAGAAAUGAAAUUGAGUUGAACACGAAGCAGCAAAACUAUUAAGCGAUUGGCUUCGACAUUGAACCGUUUGUGUUGUGUGUACAGUUUGAAUUGUGCAAUUAAUUUCUAGUUCUGAAACAAAGAAAUAGAAAAAAUAAAAUAAAAACGCGGGGUUAUAAAUCAACAACUAUAGAUUUAGCGAAAGAUUUUCAUAUUAACCUUAUGAUCCGAUGUGAAGUUAAUCAGUGCUUUGGAAUCUGAUUAGUUUUUUUUAUAUUGUAAUUAAGCGUAUAUAGUUCAAAAUUGCGUGAACCUAACAAAUAAGUGCAAAUAUAUAGGAAACACAGAGAAUAGCUUGUAGUCAUGGCACCAUCAUUAAGCACACUGAGACAAUACCAGAGCAGUUUAAUCUGCUUAUCAGGACUGUCAGCUGCGGCUUGGAUUAUCAUCUAUGGCAAAACAAAUAAAAAACAAAAACUUUCACGACCUGAGGAUCAAAUUCAAUACACAAUCGCGGAUAAAAAGGAUAAACGUGCCACAAAGGCACAUGUAAAUGCGGCCUUCUUUCGACAAUUGCGUGAACUUUUACGAAUCAUUAUCCCCGGACCAUGGAGCAAAGAAACAAUGCUCUUACUUCUGAUUGCCGCUUCUUUGGUGGCACGGUCGGCUAGUGAUAUUUGGAUGAUACAGAGUGUUACAAUCAUUGAAAGUACAAUCAUUCAAAUGGAUCGACGGAAAUUUCUGAACACAUUGUUAAAAUACUGCACUGCCUUACCAUUGAUUUCAGUGGUGAAUAAUGUGCUGCGAUGGAGUAUAGGCGAACUGAAAUUGAGUUUUCGGGUCAAUUUGUCGCGACACAUGUACAAUCACUAUCUAAAGGGUUUCACAUUCUACAAAAUGUCAAAUUUGGAUAAUCGAAUUUCGAACGCCGAUCAGCUGCUCACCAAUGACAUUGACAAAUUCUGUGAAAGUGUUACCGAUUUAUAUUCGAAUGCUAGCAAGCCCCUCCUUGAUAUCAUGAUUUACAUGUACCGCCUGACCACAACUAUUGGCGCAAAGACUCCAUCAAUUCUUCUGCUCUAUCUGUUCCUGUCCGGUGUGCUGUUAACACAUCUGAGAAAACCAACAGGACGGCUAACGGUACAAGAGCAAAAACUUGAGGGUGACUUUAGAUACGUGAAUUCACGAUUGAUUACCAACUCAGAAGAGAUUGCAUUCUACCAAGGGAACAACCGUGAGAAAUUGACCGUGUUGGCUAGUUUUUCGAAAUUAACACAACAUUUGCGGAAAUUCCUCGAGUUCAAAGUGGGCAUGGGAAUCGUGGAUAAUAUGAUUGCUAAAUAUAUUGCAUCGGCAGUUGGUUUCUAUACCAUUUCCAUUCCAUUCUUCACGAAAAAUCAUCCGCUGCUUGGCAAAAAUGAAGCACAACGACUCACCUACUACUACACAUAUGGUCGUAUGCUUUUGAAACUGGCUGAAGCGUUGGGCAGACUGGUUCUGGCUGGUCGUGAAUUAUCACGAUUGGCUGGAUUUACUGCCAGAAUGACGGAACUUACGCACGUUCUAAAGGAUUUGAAUAAUGGCAGAUAUCAGCGAUCGAUGGUGAGCAAUUCAAGUAGUGCGGACGCGGAUAUUGCCCCGUGCAAGGGAUUAAUUUCAUUCCAAGACAACAUUAUUAAAUUCGAAGCCGUACCGUUGGUUACACCAAACGGAGAUGUGUUGGUUCGUGAAUUGACAUUCGAAGUGAAAUCCGGGUGCAAUGUCCUAGUUUGUGGGCCGAAUGGUUGCGGAAAAUCUUCAUUGUUCCGAAUUCUUGGUGAAUUGUGGCCAUCUUGGGGUGGUAAAAUUACAAAACCUCCACGAGGCAAACUAUUCUACAUUCCACAGCGACCGUACAUGACAUUGGGCACACUCAGAGAUCAAAUCAUUUAUCCGCACACGCACGAAGAAAUGAAAAGGCGAGGACACACCGACAGCGAUUUGCAACGGUAUUUGGAAUUGGUGCAACUACCGUAUUUACAAGUACGUGAACGUGGGCUUGAUGCGGUUGAGGAUUGGAUUGACAUUUUGUCGGGCGGUGAAAAGCAACGUAUUGCAAUGGCACGAUUGUUCUAUCACAGUCCUCAGUUUGCUAUUCUUGACGAGUGUACCAGUGCUGUGUCCGUUGACGUUGAAGGCAGUAUGUAUCAAUAUUGUAAGAAAUCAGGCAUCACGCUGUUCACAGUGUCGCACCGGAAGUCACUCUGGAAAUACCACGAAUAUUAUUUACAAUUCGAUGGCCGAGGCAGUUACGAAUUUGCACGCAUUGACGAAUGCAAAGAAGAAUUUGGCUCAUAAAUGUGGUGAUGCAAAUAUUUAAUUUUAUUACAGAGAUGAAACGCUUUUUGUGUGUUACGAGUGAUGGCGUCGGGUAUAAUUUGUUUGUUUCUGCUGUUUUUUUUCUUUGAUUUUUCACACGAUGAAUUUUAAAAUAAAUUAUUUUUAUUCAUGAAAAAGAAA
Molecule: messenger RNA, 2924 nt
Organism: Sitodiplosis mosellana (orange wheat blossom midge)
Lineage: Eukaryota; Metazoa; Arthropoda; Insecta; Diptera; Cecidomyiidae
Gene: Pmp70
Product: ATP-binding cassette sub-family D member 3
Exons: 9
Coding region: 789-2762 (657 amino acids)
Biological process (GO): long-chain fatty acid import into peroxisome; very long-chain fatty acid catabolic process; peroxisome organization
Cellular component (GO): peroxisomal membrane
Molecular function (GO): ABC-type transporter activity; ATP hydrolysis activity; ATP binding
Source: RefSeq, a predicted model, not a curated record